Molecule: messenger RNA, 1066 nt
Organism: Aspergillus saccharolyticus JOP 1030-1
Lineage: Eukaryota; Fungi; Ascomycota; Eurotiomycetes; Eurotiales; Aspergillaceae
Exons: 4
Coding region: 250-885 (211 amino acids)
Biological process (GO): peptidyl-L-cysteine S-palmitoylation; protein targeting to membrane
Cellular component (GO): Golgi apparatus; endoplasmic reticulum
Molecular function (GO): protein-cysteine S-palmitoyltransferase activity
Source: RefSeq, a predicted model, not a curated record
AGGCUACAAUAUUCUGCAUCUUGCCACUAUUGAUGGAAAUGCUUUCCUUCUGGUGCUCCUCUUACAUCAAGAAAUACCGGUGGAUGUCCCCGAUCAACAGGGCCACACAGGUCUGAUGUGGGCGGCAUACAAAGGUUAUCCUGCCUGCGUGGAUAUAUAUUUGCGUUGGGGCGCGAAUGCUAAUGCUAUCGAUGGUGGUGGUUCGCGAAAACUAGGGAUGGCAAAUCUCCAGCUACUGUGGCGAGUGAGAUGAACACGACACGGAUAUGGUAUCGUGCUUUAGAUGAAUGUGGUUAUGAUUUGAACGGGAACACCAAAAUUCUGCCCAUGGGCUUGACGCCUUGGGUGCGGAGUAAGAACGCUUUAUCGAAAUUCUUCUUCUUGUGGCCCUUCCUUAUGAUUCUCGCUGCUAUUUGGAUUCUCAGCAAUAUGGUUGUAUUCGUGGCGAUUCCACUUAUGCUGCUUAUUGUUUAUGCUCUUCAGUGGAUGGCUCAACAAGUCGCUAAUCACGGCCCUCCAGAGUAUCGGAUUCUCCAAAAGACGCCCUACCUGUCCGGGGUUUUUGCAGGCUCUCUUUUCUGGGUCGGCUUUAGAUAUGCCUUCUAUCUGCUACCCGUGACGUAUUCGUCAUCACCGAUCGCCAACCUUCUCUUCACUCUGUUUUUUUCUCUUACAACAUAUUUCUAUUACUGCGCGAUGUCCGAGGAUCCAGGCUUCGUUCCGAAGAUGGGUAGCAGGAACCAAGAGCGAGCAGUAGUUACUGAACUCUUCGAGCAAUGGAGAUUCGACGAAGAAAACUUUUGCGUUUCAUGUAUGAUUCGGAAGCCGUUGCGUAGCAAGCAUUGCAAGCGUUGUGGGCGGUGCGUUGCGAAGCAUGAUCAGUGAGUUUCACCCUGCAAACGGAUUACGAAGCGGCCACUGACGUCGUGCAGUCACUGCCCAUGGAUCGACAAUUGUGUCGGAGCGAACAACCUGCGUCACUUUGUCUCAUAUAUAAUAUGUUUAGAAAUCGGCAUCGUCUUAUUCUUGCGCUUGACAUUUACUUGUAAGUUAUUCGUGCACAAUC